Messenger RNA from Coturnix japonica (Japanese quail), 895 nucleotides. It is a transcript of the gene TXNDC17, whose product is annotated as thioredoxin domain containing 17. The record is from RefSeq and is a predicted model, not a curated record. NCBI's taxonomy places the organism in Eukaryota, Metazoa, Chordata, Aves, Galliformes, Phasianidae. Gene Ontology annotation, cellular component: cytosol. Gene Ontology annotation, molecular function: protein-disulfide reductase [NAD(P)H] activity.
GCCGCGAGCUGCACCCAGCGACCCGAACCGUGCCGGGGACGGCCCACGGAGGCCCGCUCCUGGCGCCGCGCCUCAGGCACCAGCGGGAAGGCACCGCCACCCCUCGCGCCCCGCAGGAGUCCCGGCCCGGCCCGCUGAGGUCAGCGGUUCAAACCCGCUGUCGGCGACCGCCGCCGCUGAGGCCGUCGGGAAGCAGCGCGGCCCCGCAGUACGGUAACCGGGACGCGCUGGGCGGGGCUGCGCCUUCCCGCCCUCGGUUGCCACCUCCCGCGGCCGCCAUGGGUUGGGAGGAGAAGCAGGUCCGUGGGUACAGCGAGUUCGUACAGACGGCGCAGCGCUACCACGGCCGGCCUAUUUUCGCGCUCUUCUGCGGCGACAAGGAUGCCCAGGGCCAGAGCUGGUGCCCGGACUGCGUGACGGCUGAACCAGUUGUGAGGAAGGAGCUUCAUAACAUGCCUGAUGAAUCAGUGUUCAUCUACUGUCUUGUUGGAGACAGAGCCUACUGGAAAGAUCCUAACAAUGAAUUCAGGAAGAAUCUGAAACUAACAGGAGUGCCUACACUACUUAAAUACGGAACACCUCAGAAGUUGGUUGAAGAGGAAUGUUUUAAAGCAGAUCUUGUGCGUAUGUUGUUUACUGAAGACUAAAUCCUCCAGUAGUCAAUCAUUUAUGAAGAUGUUUAUCUUGUGUUGUCCUGUCGUGGGAUCCUCACUCCCCCCCCCCCCCGAAACUAUCAUGUUUAAUUACUUUUGACUAAUCAAGAUAAAUGUCAUUAAAUUCUAGGUUCUAACCUACUAAACUCUUGCAACAAAAAAAAACCGUUUUCUUUUCUUCUUUGUUGAAAUAAAUUUGAGUCUGUCAAGUCUCUACAAAGAAGCCAAGCUCAAGAUAUAAA